AUGCACCAGGGGUAUGUGGGCAACAAGGCGGCGGUCUUCCCCCUGCAACUGCUGGGCUUCGAUGUGGACCCAAUCAACUCCGUGCAGCUCUCCAACCACACUGGGUACCCCACGUGGAAGGGGCAGAUUCUGGAUGGAGAGCAGCUGGGGGCGCUGAUAGAGGGCGUGGAGGCCAAUGGGCUGCUCUUCUACACGCACCUGCUCACCGGGAACAGGAGAUUUGAUGACAGCAUUGCUGCUUGGAUGGUCACAU
This is a messenger RNA of Closterium sp. NIES-65, 253 nucleotides long. The record is from the annotation of a GenBank genome assembly. NCBI's taxonomy places the organism in Eukaryota, Viridiplantae, Streptophyta, Zygnematophyceae, Desmidiales, Closteriaceae.